GAAACAGCCAGGUCGGCGCGGCGGCGCGCGGGGCGGGCUCUCCAGCUCCCGCGACGUUGGCGGCGGCUCGCGCCCCAGCGCGCGCCUGGGCGCCUUGGAGCCCCGCCGUUGGGUCCUGCCCAGGGUCCGCGGCCCAGCGUGAGGCAAGAUGUUGAGGCGCAGCCUGGAGAACCGGGACGCUCAAACCAGACAACUGCAAGAUGCUGUCACGAAUGUGGAGAAGCAUUUUGGAGAGCUGUGCCAAAUCUUUGCUGCGUAUGUGCGCAAAACUGCCAGACUGCGAGACAAAGCGGACCUGCUGGUGAAUGAAAUCAACGUGUACGCCUCGACAGAGACCCCCCAAUUAAGACAGGGCCUGAAAAACUUUGCUGAUGAGUUUGCCAAACUUCAGGAUUAUCGACAGGCAGAGGUUGAAAGACUUGAAGCCAAAGUAGUUGAACCUUUGAAAGCUUACGGAACCAUUGUAAAAAUGAAACGGGAUGACCUCAAAGCCACAUUAACAGCAAGGAAUCGAGAAGCUAAGCAGUUAACCCAGUUAGAAAGGACACGUCAGCGAAACCCAUCCGACCGACAUGUUAUUUCACAGGCUGAAACAGAAUUACAGAGAGCUACAAUGGAUGCUACCCGAACAACACGUCACCUGGAGGAAACAAUUGACAACUUUGAAAAACAGAAAAUAAAAGACAUAAAGAAUAUAUUUUCAGAAUUUAUCACUAUUGAAAUGUUAUUUCACGGCAAAGCUUUAGAGGUCUACACUGCUGCCUUCCAAAAUAUACAAAAGAUUGACGAGGAAGAAGAUUUAGAGGUUUUCCGAAACACAGUGUAUCCACCAGAUUAUUCAUCUCGUUUAGAUAUUGUAAGAGCAAAUUCAAAGUCACCUCUUCAGAAAUCUCUGUCAGCCAAGUGUGUACCUGGAACCGGACAGGUAUCCUCCACCUACCGACUGAGAAAGGAUCAACAAGUAGAUGAGGAGGAUGAGGAUGAAUUAGACAUGACAGAUGAAAAUUAA
Molecule: messenger RNA, 1009 nt
Organism: Elephantulus edwardii (Cape elephant shrew)
Lineage: Eukaryota; Metazoa; Chordata; Mammalia; Macroscelidea; Macroscelididae
Gene: CIBAR1
Product: family with sequence similarity 92, member A1
Exons: 9
Coding region: 149-1009 (286 amino acids)
Biological process (GO): cilium assembly
Cellular component (GO): ciliary transition zone; ciliary basal body
Source: RefSeq, a predicted model, not a curated record